AGCGUGCUUCUGGUUCCGGGCCGCUCGGAGGAGGAUGGUUCUUCGGCGGCUACUGGCAGCCCUGCUGCACAGCCCGCAGCUGGUGGAGCGUCUGUCCGAGUCGCGGCCCAUCCGACGUGCGGCGCAGCUCACGGCCUUCGCACUGCUGCAGGCCCAGCUGCGCGGCCAGGACGCUGCCCGCCGCCUGCGGGGCUUCGCUGCUGGGCCAGUGGGUUCUCUGGGCCGCCGCGCUGCGCGGUUCAAAGACGCCUUCACCCAGGAGCUACGCCGCGGCCUCCGGGACCGCCCGGGGCCACCACCAGGUAGCCAGAGGGGCCCAGGCGCAAACACUUAAACCCGGGCUGGGCCAGGUCGAGGUCGCCUACUUUCUCUUCUGGGCUCUACACCGGCCUCGGCGUUGAAGGAGUCAUCCCGGGCACUGCGAAUGGCUUGGAAUCCCAGCUCAGAUCGUCGACCUAUAGCCGUCCCACCCAUAAGAGCCUAGGCCAAACCGACAUUCCUUUUGAAGUCCUGUGAUUGUACUGGGGCAUAGUGUGGAGAAAGACCCGCAGACCUAACAGAGAUAAAGAUAGGCUGGGUCUGGACACUGCACGUACAGAGAACCACAGACAGAAUCACAGCCAGAAAGAGAGCCUUUUCUCUGCAAAAGGGACUAAAACUCUUGGUUGAUGCUGCUAUGUCUGCACUGGUAUACCAGGACGCUAAUUUCAGGGAAGAUCAUGGAUGGAAAGACAACCGAGCAGCUGCCAAAAUCCUGAUUAAAUGUGUGAGCUGAUUAA
Molecule: messenger RNA, 779 nt
Organism: Cynocephalus volans (Philippine flying lemur)
Lineage: Eukaryota; Metazoa; Chordata; Mammalia; Dermoptera; Cynocephalidae
Gene: NCBP2AS2
Product: NCBP2 antisense 2 (head to head)
Exons: 1
Coding region: 35-334 (99 amino acids)
Source: RefSeq, a predicted model, not a curated record